CCCUCAACCCUGCCAGACGAGUCACCCGUGGGCGCGCCUGGAGACGAGGACUUAGCCAUCUCUUUGGCCAUCGAUGCCCUACAACAGUGCAGUGCUGAGGCCGAAGCACCGGUACUCAUAUUCGUGUCUAAAGUGUUUUGGACGGACAAGCAAAAGUCUCUGCACUCCAGCCAACCACCGGCUCCCUGGCCUUCGCAUUCGACCAAAUGCGGAAAUUUAGCUGAUGUUGCUGCUGCUGACCCAUUGGUUAGACCUAAUCUGUGCGCACUCGGGACGUUAUUGCUUUCAGUCAAAAAUCGGGUGCGUCUGAUUGGGGAAAGGGGUGUCUAA
Molecule: messenger RNA, 330 nt
Organism: Dibothriocephalus latus
Lineage: Eukaryota; Metazoa; Platyhelminthes; Cestoda; Diphyllobothriidea; Diphyllobothriidae
Source: the annotation of a GenBank genome assembly